GUUAAUGAGACAUUCCUUUCGAAAUAUCAUUGUUUAGCUCGGAAUUUCUCAUGGUCCAGUUGUUUGCAUCUGUAUUCAUCUUAUUCUUACGUCUCAUCUUUUGUAUGCUGUUGACGAGUUGACAUUGUCUGAGGAACUUGUAAAGUUGUUUUACCUGAUAAGUGAACGUGACUGACCGUUCGUUGCGUGAAUAGCUGCCUCAAAAGGAUAUGAAUCAUUUUUAACGCAAGUAACUUGGUGAGGAAAUUUGUGUAAAGUGACCCAAUAAGUAUUCAACCUUCGAGCGUAUGAUGACUUAUGGACUGUGAGGUGACUGUCGCCGAAUGUUUUGAAAUGAACCUAGUGUUUUAACCAGUGGUAUUCAAGUGAUCAAUUAAAAAAAAAUCAAACAUGUUCAAGUUACUUGGUGGACUAGCUCAUUAUUUAAAACAACAAGACAUAGUGACGGAUUGUGCAAUAUUCCGUCUGCACAAUUUGUUCACUACAGCUUUGUUGAUGGGAUGCAGCUUGAUAAUAACAGCGACCCAAUAUGUUGGACGACCGAUCCAGUGCAUCGUUCAGGAUAGGAAUCCUCACGUAGUGAACACUUUCUGUUGGAUUUCUUCCACGUUUACAAUGGCCGACGCUUUCAACAGACAGAUAGGAUCAGAAGUUGCAGCCCCAGGUCUCUCAAACGACUUUGAUGAUGUUCAUGCUCACAAAUAUUAUACUUACUAUCAGUGGGUUUGUUUUGCGUUAUUUUUCCAAGGUUUAGCAUGUUACACCCCCAAAUUUAUCUGGGAUAAAUUUGAAGGAGGCUUGAUGAAAACCUUAGUCAUGGGAUUGAACAUAGGAGCCACCCCCGAAAAAGUUAGGAAUGCCAGAAAGGAGAUCGUGAUAGAGUAUCUUCUUGAGCAUUUGAAGAAACAUAGAUUUUAUGCUAUUAGAUACUGGUGCUGUGAAUGUCUCUGUUUAGUAAACAUAAUAGUUCAACUUUAUUUGAUGAAUAAAUUUUUUGAUGGUGAAUUUUUAUCAUAUGGUCUCAGGGUUAUGAAUUACUCCAAUGAAGCUCAAGAAGAACGUGUAGAUCCAAUGGUUUACAUCUUCCCAAGACUUACCAAAUGCAACUUUUACAAAUAUGGUCCUUCUGGUAGUAUUCAGAAACUGGAUAGUUUAUGUGUUCUUCCUUUGAAUAUUGUCAAUGAGAAGACUUACAUUUUCCUUUGGUUCUGGUUCAUGAUACUUGCUUCUUUGCUGACCAUUUUGGUGAUAUAUAGGGUUUGCAUGAUGCUAUUCCCAAAAUUCAGGACUCGUAUCUUCCAUUCUAAAAAUUAUGGUAGUCCAUAUGAAGUGUCACAAACAAUUACAAGGAAAACAGAUAUAGGAGAUUGGUGGGUUCUUUAUAUGUUGGGAACCAAUAUGGAUUCUCUGAUUUUCAAAGAAAUGAUUUCUGAGUUGUCUAAGAGAAUUGAAGUGAAGUCUUCUAACCGCAGAUGAUUUUUUUUUUCAAUGGAGAUAUCUGUUCCGACGUGGACAGAUUAAUAUCCAAUUAUUCUUCUCAAAUCUUGCCGAGAAUCUCUGAAAGACUUGGAUUCUUGUGUUUCUCGAAUAAUACAAAUUCUGAUCUAUAAAUUUGAAAAAAUACUUGCGCCUUUAUAAUUGCCUUUGAUAAAUUUUGAUAAUGUAUACAAAUGCAGUUUUUAGAUUUUUAACUUGAUUAUCAUUGAUAAUGAUGUUUGCUCAUAAUGUUUUUAAAAAAUGAGAAUGUCUAUUUUUAUAGAAUUUUAUAAACACGUUUGUGGUUGAUAGUUAUAAGAAAGUUUGUACCUUGAACUCAAUAUUUGAUUUGUUCUUUGUGUCUUCACAAACUGAGUUAUUUACACUGUGAAUUUGCAGAUUGAUCAUUUUUUCUGAUUAUUUUAAGGCAUUUAUUGACAAAAACUAGCUUUAAUUUUAUUUAUAUCCUAGUGAAUUCAAAAUUGUUAGUUAUACUAAGAAUCAUUUUGAUUCAAUAUUAAUGUAACCAGUGAAAAACUCCAGUUUGUUAUUUUAAAUUAACAAUCAAACUUGAAUAUUUGGUGAAACAAACUGCCUUAUUUUAAAGUGAAGGAUUCUUUGUUUUCUUCGCAGCUCAUUUAUGUAGUACAUAAGUUAAUCUGAUUCAUUUUCCACAAAUAUAUUUAUUUUAGGCUAAUUUAGGUUUAGCUGUUAAGAAUCUCUUUAUUCAUUCAUAAUUAUUUUAUGAUUAUUUCAAUAAUUUUAAACAUUUCCUGUGAAUUAUUUCAAAGUGAUAAUAUAUGCAUUUAUAUUCGUUCCUCUUCUGAGAAUAAAUGUUGAAUUGACAUUCUUCUCUUGAUUAAUUGUAAUGACAUAUCAUAAGAUGAUUGAUCUUAAUUGAAUGGUGUCUAGUUCAAUUUUGAUUUCCAAUAAAUAUGUUAUAAAACAAUA
This is a messenger RNA of Harmonia axyridis, 2427 nucleotides long. RefSeq names its product innexin inx1 (gene ogre). The record is from RefSeq and is a predicted model, not a curated record. Gene Ontology annotation, cellular component: plasma membrane; gap junction. NCBI's taxonomy places the organism in Eukaryota, Metazoa, Arthropoda, Insecta, Coleoptera, Coccinellidae. Gene Ontology annotation, molecular function: gap junction channel activity. The transcript has a single exon. Bases 391 to 1476 code for a protein of 361 amino acids.